Molecule: messenger RNA, 592 nt
Organism: Heterocephalus glaber (naked mole-rat)
Lineage: Eukaryota; Metazoa; Chordata; Mammalia; Rodentia; Bathyergidae
Gene: S100a14
Product: S100 calcium binding protein A14
Biological process (GO): positive regulation of granulocyte chemotaxis; toll-like receptor 4 signaling pathway; positive regulation of monocyte chemotaxis
Cellular component (GO): perinuclear region of cytoplasm
Molecular function (GO): calcium ion binding; chemokine receptor binding; calcium-dependent protein binding
Source: RefSeq, a predicted model, not a curated record
GGCUGGGGGGUGAGGCCCAGCCCCUCCCGCCUCCCCCUUCCCCCCAGUAUAUGAGCCAAGCCCAGGUGCGCUGGCUCCUCCUGUCCAGUCUCAGUGGCUGCCAGCAGAUCAUGUGUCAUCAGCUCCUCCGGGGCAGGCUGUAGCACGACGACGUUCUCACCGAGGACCAAGUGCCUGGGCGCCAUGGGACAGUGCCGGUCUGCCAAUGCCGAGGAUGCCCAGGAGUUCAGUGAUGUGGAGCGGGCCAUCGAGACCCUCAUCAAGAACUUCCACCAGUACUCGGUGGAGGGUGGGAAGGAGACGCUGAGCCCAUCUGAGCUCCGGGACCUGGUCACUCAGCAGCUGCCCCACCUCAUGCCGAGCAAUUGUGGGUUGGAAGAGAAAAUUGGCAACCUGGGCAACUGUAAUGGCUCUAAACUGGAGUUCGGGAGCUUCUGGGAGCUGAUCGGAGAAGCAGCCAGGGGCUUGAAGCUGGAUGGUCCUGUUCCAGGGAGUUGAAGACACUCCUGGGAUUCUUGGGGAGAUGUGGGGAGAGGGCACCUUAGAGACUGUGGGCUUGGAAAUAAAACUUCGCUCCAGCGCUAUCCCUGUU